Messenger RNA from Polistes canadensis, 2963 nucleotides. RefSeq names its product protein vein (gene vn). Bases 1555 to 2706 code for a protein of 383 amino acids. The transcript has 2 exons. The record is from RefSeq and is a predicted model, not a curated record. Lineage: Eukaryota; Metazoa; Arthropoda; Insecta; Hymenoptera; Vespidae.
CGCUCAGUCUAAUUUGAACCGUCGCGCGCGCCCGACGCGGGCUCCGACGACGAACCCUUCUCCGCCGAGACGUGACACGAGGUCCUCGUGCACGCGACAAAGACGCCGCCGACACGACGUAAAAUCGUAUUCACCCGACGAGAAAAUAUUAAUCCGUCUACGCAUAUAUAUAAUCGUCGUUUGUUAAUCAUUAAACAACAAGAUACAAACAAAUUCGCGUUCAAUUGUUAUUUCAUUUUAUUUUUGAUUUUUCUCAUAUUAUCAAAUUUUAAUUCAUUACAAUAUAUUUAGAUCAUAUCAAUUGAUCGACCAAUUAUUAUAUACGUCGUCGAUCUACGUUUAAUCGCGCGUGUAUUAUUAUAAUUAUUUUUUUCCUUAUAUUAUAUUGCAAUUUUCCUCGGCCCCCUUUAUCUUCCGGUGUUCCUCCCAUUUUCUGUACUUUUACUUAUUUCAUCAUUUCCGUUUUUUCUUUUCUUCUUCUUCUUCUUUUCCUUUUUCUUUUUCUUUUUCUGUCAUAUAGAAAAUGAGAUCGAUUUGACACGUUCCAUCCAGAGUUUGAAAAGUGACGACCGUAAUUUAUUUUUUUGUUUUAUACGUUCGACGAUAUUAUUUUGACAUUUUUGUACGUCGUAUCUCGUAACGCGCGCGGAGACACGCGGAAAUAAGCGAGAGAAGAGAGAGAGAGAGAGAGAGAGAAAGAUAUAAAAGAAAAGGAAGGAAAGGGAAAAAAAAAGCAAGGGCAGCAGCAACAACAGCAACAGCAAUAGAAGCAACAACAAAGAUUUGAAAGAAGUGCGCGCGGGCGCACGCGGGCGAUCACGGGGAAAAAAAAAGGAGAGAGAAGAAAGGGUGGUGGUUGGUGGUGGUGGUUGGUGGUGGUGGGCCGCGCGGCAGAUCGCGUGGGCAAAUCGGCCGAAGUCUUUUUUUCGAAGGACGAUAAAGCGAGAUGCGUCGAGAUGAUUCCGUGUCCUGAACGGACACCCUCGGACAGAUUAUUACUGAUACCGAACGCGAUCUCCCUAAUCUCGCCCGACCGGGACUGUCGUCUCUAUCCGUGCCGAGAUCGUCUUCUCUCUCUAUCUAUCUUCCUCUAUCGUAAGCGCGAACUCGCGCGACGAUGAAGAAGACGAUAUUGAGCGCGACUGCGAGGGUGAAAAUGAUUAUGACGACUAAUACGACGACAAAGACGACAAAGACGACGACGAAGAUGAGACUAUCGCGAAUCUCUUCGGUGGACGACGCGUCGACGUCUUGUUAUUGUUUUUACCGGUGGUACAACGCGUCGUGAACGAUCGAACGAGAGAGAAAGAGAAAGAGAAAGAGAGAGAGAGACGUUUGAGAAGAUACUUUUAAAGCAAAAAAGAUUUUCAAAAAAGAAGGAAGGAAGAGAGAGAGAGAAGAGAAUAGAUUCGGAGAAUAGAAAAAGUUAAUAAGGUUCGUCAGAAAGGACAACGGAGGAUUACGCGACGGGGUGGUUCCUCUCUCUCUCUUCGGGGUGACCGAGGCUUAGAGCACCUCAACCACCCCCGAGAAGAUCGUCAAGCAGCUCGGACGAUGUGGGCGUCUCUGCUUUUGGCCGGAUUCUUAAGCGGCUGGUGGGGCGAGUUCGCUUUCGCUGCGGCACCCCCCGCCAAUCGGUACAUCCUCGAGGAAAGUAUCUCGAAGCAAGAGGAAGCCGCAAGGACGACUGCCCUAGGCCAGGCUUUGGCAUUACCAAUUUUUAAUCAUCGUCCUCGCGAAACGAAUUCCCGACUCGAGGAAAGUCAAUUGGCGCGACGACCGCGACACUCGUCGUCCCAAGACGGCAAAUCUCACGGCGAAAUUUCUUUGAGAACAUCCGCAGAAGCUGCAACAGCUUAUUAUCCUUCCUAUCGCGAGGAAGUACCUACCGCCGACGACGGCCGUCUAUCGCGUUCGGCAAAGCAACGUGAAAGGAAUCGCGCAAGGGCGGAUUCUCCGCGCGAGCAAAGACGCGGAUGCAAGAUCAAGGGUACUUGUCGAGGUCAAAAUUGGUGUCCCGACAUGGACGUCGGUAAUAGAGCCUUCUUGGCACCCACUGUAUUCGAGGGAAAGGCCAGGAGUAUGUCCUCGUCGAGAAAACCUGGUACCAAUUAUGCCGUAACCUUCGAAGUGAAGCACGUUUAUAAAAGUCAGCCAGGUUUUCCACCGCUACAGAAAAACGACAGCGUCAGGUUACACUUUCUCGACAAGACCCGGCCCGGUAAAUCGACUAUAUGCAGAUCGUAUGAGAGAUACGGUAACAAUUCUGCUGGCAAACAACAACAACGAGGAGGAGGAGGAGGAAGUAGUGGUGGUGGAGGAGGAGGAACAGGAACAACAGCAACAGCAGUAGCAACAGUAGGAGGAGGAGAAGGAGGAAAUCAGAGUGGUGUGGUGCGCGCCAAUAUUAAGCGAGGUAAAGUGUAUCUAGUGUUUGUGAAUCGCGUGGGACCCAGAAACUUCACGAUCCUCGGUGAGCCGGUAGUUUGCAGCAAGAAGAACGAACAGGCGGUCCAGGCCGUCGUUCGACCGGACUACGUGCGAGAAGUUUCGUUGUCCGAACUCAGGGACUCAAUAGCAAGGUUACGAGACAGAGUAAAGCUAGUAUGCAGAACGAGGGGUUCGCCGCCCCCAAGAGUUCACUGGCUCAAAGACGGCAUACCACUGCACCCAAGAAGAGGACUCAAAAUCCAACACAAAAGGUAACAAAUCCGUAGCUAUUUAUUUUUUUUUUCUUCAAAGAUAAUCCCAAUUUACGAUCGAUCCAUCGUCUCUUUGUCAUUAUUAUUUUUCUAAUUUCAAAUAAAUUUACGUCGUAUACGUACGUAAAAAGUUUUAUGUUUAUAUGUCGUACGAGUUUUUCAACGUUUCUUUCUUUUUCCUUAUGGGAAAUAUUUACUCGAACGUUUUAUAAUAGUUCCAUUCGAAAGAUAAUAUCUAAUGUAAGGUUUUUCUUUUGUUUU